This is a messenger RNA of Petromyzon marinus (sea lamprey), 10118 nucleotides long. RefSeq names its product C2 calcium dependent domain containing 5 (gene C2CD5). Gene Ontology annotation, biological process: intracellular protein transmembrane transport; positive regulation of vesicle fusion; positive regulation of protein targeting to membrane. Gene Ontology annotation, molecular function: calcium ion binding; calcium-dependent phospholipid binding. The record is from RefSeq and is a predicted model, not a curated record. Lineage: Eukaryota; Metazoa; Chordata; Hyperoartia; Petromyzontiformes; Petromyzontidae. Gene Ontology annotation, cellular component: plasma membrane.
GGGAGUGCCCGGCCCAAUGAUCCCGCGUCACUCUGGCGCGGCUCUGCUCUCUUCUCCGUGCUGGGCGGGGGAUUGUGUCGCCCUCAAUCUCUCCCGCUCGUGUUGAAUCGCUCGUGCAGCCAGAGCCGUGUUGAUGGUUGAGUGAGGUUGUUUUUCUCUCAUUCUCUUCUACUACUUAAUCUCGUUAUCGCGACAACAAUACACCGUGUGUGUGUGUUGCUACGUUUGAGGCCAAACGAUGUUGCAGCAGCGGAGGCAGCAGCAGCUGCUGCUUUGAAGCAGGCGAGGCACGUCGAGGUUGAACAAGCAAAGGUUGCGCCCACAGGGUGCCCGCGGCCAUGCCCGGGAAGUUGAAGGUUAAGAUUUUGGCGGGGCGCCAUCUGCCCGUCAUGGACCGCGCCAGCGACCUAACAGAUGCCUUUGUGGAGGUCAAAUUUAGCAACAUCACUUUUAAGACGGACGUAUACCCCAAGUCCCUGAACCCGCAGUGGAACUCUGAGUGGUUCAAGUUUGAGGUGGACGAUGAGGAGCUGCAGGACGAGCCUCUGCAAAUAACAGUACUCGACCACGACACGUACAGCGCCAACGAUGCCAUCGGAAAGGUUUACAUCGACAUCGACCCCCUCCUGUCCACCGAGGCCGCCUCCCUCAUCUCGGGAUGGUUCCCCAUCUACGACACCAUACACGGAAUCCGUGGCGAAAUCAAUGUCACCAUCAAGGUGGAUCUUUUUAACGACAUAAAUCGCUUCCGCCAGUCUUCGUGCGGAGUCAAGUUUUUCAGCUCAACGUGCAUACCACGGUGCUACCGUGCGCUGGCCGUGCACGGCUUUGUGGAGGAGCUGGUGGUGAACGAGGACCCUGAGUACCAGUGGAUCGAUCGCAUCCGAACCCCCCGCGCCUCCAACGAGGCUCGCCAGCGCCUCAUCUCGCAAAUGUCCGGUGAGCUUCAGCGUAAGAUUGGCUUGAAGGUGCUGGAGAUGUUUGGCAAUGCCGUUGUGGGCUACCUGCAAUGCUUCGAUUUGGAGGGCGAGUCUGGCCUGGUGGUCCGAGCCAUUGGCACAGCCUGCACCCUUGAGAAGUUGGCAAUCGCCACAACCACCGCCGCUCCUGGCCAGCCCAGCCCACCUGUCCUUGCUCUGCUCGGCCAACGACGGGUCAGCCAACUUCAAUCGCCAUUUCCACCCCUGUCAGCUGGCGCCACCAACAACAGCAAUGCUGCUGGCACCGGCGUCCAGUUUCUGGUUGGUGAAGCCAGCCCUGGUCCGCAGCAGCACCAGCAUCACCAGCAACAGCAGCAGCAGAGCCAGCCGACCCCCAUUCCUCGCGACACAAAGGAGGCCCCAUUUCUGGAUGAGGCAGCGCUCCUGAGUCAGUCACCGCCAUUAUCGAGUCCUCAAAAAGCACAAACCACCAACUCGUUUUCUCCUAUCAAGUCCUUCAGCCGACAGUCCUCCUCCUCCGACACUGAGCUGAGUCUGACCCCCAAGAUGGCGGGUGUCGGCAGUGGCAGCGGUGGCCGGGAUGGAAACUCCAUGAAGAUGUUGAGUCGGCAGCACACGACCGCUACCAUGGACCAACUGGAGUUCCCUUUCUUCACCCUGACCUCCUUCCCGCCUGGGUUCCUCAUCCACGUUGCCGGCGUAGUGAGCGCCCGCUCAGUCAAACUGCUCGACCGAAUUCACAACCCUGCCUUUGUCGGGAUUAUGGGUAACACCCGCUCUCACAAACUGCUUGACUGGAAUAGUUUCGCGUCAGAGGAACCUGAGACACGGGACGCCUGGUGGGCCGAGAUCCGGCAAGAGAUUAAGUCUCACGCCAAGGCCCUAGGCUGUCACGCUGUAGUGGGGUACAGCGAAUGUACCAGCAUAUGCGAGGAGGUGUGCAUCCUGUCAGCGUGCGGCACUGCAGCCGUACUCAGCCCCCGGCUGGUACAGGACAACGGGGGCCGCGCGCCGCCGGCACUGGGGGCGGCCACCGCCGUGCCCCCCGCAGAGGCGGCGCGCCUCUCGUGGCAGGCUGGCAUGGGCGCCAACGACGGGCGGAGGGACAUGGAGCACCACUCUCGGCAAACCAGCCGCGAUGCCGCCACCACCCUGCAUGGCCUGGACGAGUCAAGCUGCAGCUUCUGCCACGUGCCAUACGACGAGCUGAACCUGCCGUUCCCAACGCAGCUGGGGCCGUGUGGCUGCUGCAAGCGCCACAAAGUGCCCGACUUCCUCUUCACCACUGUGGACCCUCCCUCUGAGCUGCCCAUAAUUGGCAAGGGCUGUCUUGUGCAGGCCAGGCUGUGCCGUCAGAAAAAGAAGGCGCAAGGCGAGGUGAAUGCAACGAGCAUCAGCAACCUGCUGCCCUUCAUGGAGUACGAGCUGCACACGCAGCUCAUGAACAAGCUGAAGCUGCGCGGCAUGAACGCUCUGUUCGGCCUGUGUGUGCGCAUCUCCAUCGGGGAGACCAUGCUGGUCGGCAUUGCCUCGGCCACGGCUGUGUUUGUGGCAGCGCUGCCGCCCCCUGGUGGCCUCCAUGUGGCAGGGAAGAGCCCAGAGCCCGGGCUCGACGGCUACGUGAGUGGCGUGCAGAAGAGGAUCAACGAGGUCAUCGCCCGAAACAAGGAGCUCUACGAGAUCAAAACACCUGUGGAGAUGGAGGACCCCCCUGACUGGCCGAUGCUGGAGGUCCGAAGGUAUCGUGUCUUCCGCUCGCAGUCGGAGAGCUCGGAUGAAACGUUGGACCUCGACCUGUCCCAUGGCAAGAAGGAUGCCUUCGUGCUCGAGAUCGACGACGCAGAUGCGGAAGAGGACAUACAGGCACUGCUCACCGACACCCCCACUCCGUCUGGUUUUUACAUCUGUAAUACGGAGACCGUUCCAGGUGUUAUUUCUCUCACAUCUGACCUGCAGAUGUUUUCGGCGGUGCGAGUCUACCGCAUGCAGGAGGGUGCCAUGACCUCUCAGCACCGCAACAAAGCCUUCAACGACAUGUGCGAGAGCAUGCUCAAGAGCCUUUACUUCAAGCUCAGAUCCAUGAUGCCGUGCUGCCUGUGCCACGUCAACUUCUCCGUGUCUCUGCCUGAGGACGAGCUCAUACAGGUUACGGUGACGGCACUUGCGGUCUCUUUCCUGCCCGACACACCCAGGCCAUUGGAGAGGAUGCUUCAGAGAGGCUCUUUGGAUGCGGACGAACAGCUGCAGUUCUCUAUGGAUCUCAGCUCGGACGUGCAGCGCCUCGUCACCCCAUCCAACCCCACAGGCAAUGGAGAGGAGCUCUGCAAUCAUCCCACAUCUCCCGACAGAGUGGCCUCGCUCGAUUACAGUUCCUUUGCAGACCGCUGCAGUAGCUGGAUUGAGCUCCUGAAGAGCAAGGCUCAGACUGCUCGCCGUGGAUCCAUGAGGACAAGGCUCGGCGCACACACUGUGGAGUCUGCAUCGGCAGGUGGCGAGAGGGUGAGCCCGUACGGCGAGGGGCGCCACCGCUCGGGGUCGCGUGCCUUGGCCCACCCGCUGGUGGAGAUGACGCCGCUCUCCUUCCUGCCUGGCUGCCGCAUCACCAAGUACCUGGGCAUCAUCAACGUGUUCUUCAUCCGCGAGACGACGUCGCUCCGCGAGGAGGGAGGGGCGAGCGGCUUCCUGCACACGUUCAUCGCCGAGGUGUUCGCCAUGGUGCGCGCGCACGUGGCCUCGCUGGGCGGAAACGCCGUGGUCUCGUACCGCAUGCGCGAGUGUGUCUUCUCGGAGAACCCCAACAAGAACCAGGCCCAGUGCCUGAUCAACGUGAGCGGCGACGCCGUGCACGUGAUUCGGGAUACGGAAGCGGUGCCCGAGGCCGUGACGCCGUGGCCGUUCAGCCACUCCGAGGCCUCCCAACAGCAGCAGCAGCAGCAACAACAAGCUGAAACGGAAAUGCAGAACUUGGCUGAACAACACAUGGCACGGCCCGAAAACACACUGGAGAGUUAAACGGCGCAACCGUGAAAACCCACGCAGUGGCAUCAGACAUUUGUGUGAUCCUGUUUAAAGACAAGAGCCAGGAGAUAGGGUGUUAAAACCAUCAUGGCAAUGGUACUUGCUUUCUUCUUUUUUGCUCCAAGGGCAUUAUGAGCCCACCGAAACUACUUGGAUGCCUUAUUUUGUCAGCUGUGUGGUAGUGAUGGCGCGCCAGUGUAAUUACAGUCACUUGAAUUAGGGAUUGGUGGAUCGUGUCCGUAUGUACGUUGAACUUCAUUAGCGCCGUACAUGGCCAACCGUGUUAUUCGGAGCUGCGGAUCAUGCCGCCCACCUGCGGGACAAUGUGGUGGAGCCUGUAGAAUGCCACACAACAAUUCGUUAUCCUGUCUGUGCAGUAGAAUAUGAGUGCGGCACUUACGUGUGGGGGCGUUUUCCCUGUCCACCCCAGUUUACUCCCGUCCGCCAAAAAAAAUACGCAAAAAGCUUUUGACGUAACAUUCCAGAGUUGAGUCCUCCAACAACCUCAUCGGCCACGUUUCUAUCCGAGUAAUAGCACAUGACAGUGCAUUAAGGUACUUGUUGCUAUCCAAAGAGUGGUGCAUUGAUGUUAUUUGCAGCAAAAUUUGAUUAAAUUUAAUCGAUGUAAAAUCGUGAGUUUUUUUCAGCCCCCUUUUACUGAAACGUCAUGAGGACUGGAUUUACUCGGAAAUGUUCCAAAUGCAACCUCCCAUUGUGCUCUGUAAUUGCCAAAUCAAACGGUCUUUCUACCCAAACAAACAUUGGGGUAGCACUCAUCUAUCAGUAUGGGUGGCCAUGGGCCAUUUAUAUAAAUUCCAUAUUCCUAUGGCAGGGCUAAAUAAUCUAUACCUAUAGGACAACCACUGUUUUCUUCCCAUACAGUGGUACCUUAUCAAUCCUGCAGGGAUGAUGAGAUGAGUUGACCCAUGCUCCCUGGUUGGCUGAUUUAAUUUCACAUCAUUGCUUAUGCCCAUGUCAAUAAGCCACAUGAUGACAGAUUUAUAAAUGUAUGAAAAUCAUUGACAUUUCCCGUAGUUGCUGGGCCUGCCCGAGACCACAAGACUGCAGGGAAAGUAAAAUCAAUCAACUUGGGCAUAGGGUAGAUUAUUUAUAAAAACCAGUCGGAAACGCCCCAAUGUGACCUACUGCAUUUCCGUCAAACCUUUCUUUGCCAGUGCACAUCAUUCAUGAACCACCUCUUCAGAAAAAGCAGAUUUAGAUCCUGAUUUGCAUUGAUUUGGAAAUACUUAGAGCACAGCUGGUUUUACCUAAUGUAACAUGUAGGUGGAAACGGAGCUAUUGAGGCUCCCAAAACAAAUAAAGACGUUAUAUUUCGUUUACCAUAUCCAUAAAUUUAAUGUAUACCCAUCUUUAUGUUCUGUUAUACAGUCAUGUGUGUAUUGAUUAUAGAUUAAUUACGCACUGAAUAUUUUCUGAAGUCGGCGUGAGCCACGUGACUAGUAGCAACAGCCAUAGGGAGCGGUAUACUUGGAUGUGGAGUGCCGGGUGUGAAAAUAUUUUCUGGGUCACAGACCUGGACAGACCCAGCUAACAUUAAUCCACAGUAUUUAUACUCAUUUUCUGUCGGGUGACCUCUAUAUUUUUUGGUGCAAAGUCAAAUUUCUGAAUUCCUGAUGUAAGUGGGUUUAGCUGGAAUGUCUGCAUCCCACACAACACAGGUACUUUGUUGUAAAUAGCACAAAAAAUGUACAAAUUCAGUUCUACGAAGCAAUGCAAAAACAGACUUGAGCUGCAGAUAAAUGCAUUUAUUUUAAAAAUUUUGGCAAAAGUUUUUUUUAUGAUUUAGCACUCCACGUUGUUUUUAAGUUGUGUUUCAUGUCCAAUAUGCAAUCUAUGCAUGUGUAGUGAAAUAAAUGUAACCCAAACGACUCGUGUUUUUUUUGUAUUAUAGUCAAUAGCUGAGACCACCAUACUCGAUAUGCUUUAGGUUGUAUUGUGUUUUGUUCGGCAUGAUGUCCAAUGUUUUGCUCCACGUGUUGGGAGCGUCCUCCAUUCCUGAAGUUCAUCAAGAAGCUUCCUAUCACGUGGGUGAAACAUCGAACCUCAUGCCGAACAACACGCGAUAAACCCUAUACAGCACACCCUCAAAAACUUACACUGUCCUGUGUAUAGGGUAACUUGUUAUGGGCUGAAUUUAGUUUUAUUAUCUUGUAUAUGCUUCCAGUGGGGGGCGGGCCUGGUGGUGAGCACACUCAUCAAUGUGUUGUUAGUUUGCAUAGAGAAAAUGUGCAGACUUCUCAUGCUAUAAGGAGCUGGUGCAUCUGGAAUGUCAAUGACGCACUUAGCUGCGAUUGGCACUGAAAUUAAUGACUCUAUAUUCUCUGGUUCUUUCGGUAAAGUCACGUAGGUAUAAAAUAAAAACUCACGACGUUUCGAUUGCAACACAAGUUAUUUUUAUUUUCUACCUACGUGACAACCGAAAGAACCAGAGAGUAUGGAUUCCUGCAGUCACGAAAGCUUCAAAUCUAGAUUAAUGGUUAUGUUAUGAACGAGUGAUCUCGCAGUGAAGAUUCCAAUGAUGACCCCAUGUUAUGCAGUAAAGACCAACACUGACACAUGGAAUAUUUUAAAGUUAGACCUAUGUAUAACUCUGGAAUGUAUUCCUAUCCGUCUACAGUCUGCACAUUAACUCUUCACCAAACCAUGAUCUUAGUGUAAAUCCUAAUCUGUGCCACAACCUGAACAAACAUUUUCCUUAAUCCAAAACCAUUAAAUAUCCCGAACCCUGAACCCAAUUAUAACCAGAGAGUUAAUUCUAGUUCUUGUUAAAACACUCAUUCUAGACCAAAACCCGAUUCGAGUACGACCCACGAUCCAUACUUUAACCCCAGGUUCUACCCCAAUCAAAAAUUGUUUUAUCCAUACAAGAUUAUCCUUUUGCUGUGUUAACCUGAUUUAUUGGCAACAAUCGCUCGUUUGAAUCCAUGCCCAUGUUAAGAAGUGGACAAUUGUUGAAUGUUUUGUUCCCAUCACUUUUCAAACUGAAUCACACCGUUGUUCACCAUCGUAUAUUUUUGUUUCCAAUCGGUACGAAACUGCACAAUUGCCAACUUGCAUUUUGUUAAGUAAAUGUAUUUUUGAUAUAAAAAAAUAUGAAUUCGUAGUUGGUACUUAUGAGUUUGGUAGCGUCGUAUCGGUGACCACCAUCGUGACUGCUGUGUAUAUUAGUAUUGUAAAGAAUUUAAAAGGAAAAGACAGCUCUAUUUAGAAAUUUGCAUUUCACCCUCAGUUCAACUCCUGGCAUGAAUGAAUGAGAUUCUCUGGUGCUUUUGAUCCUAACGACAAUGUUUUAGUCUAUUGUGCGAUGCACCAUGCACCAAUACAACAACGUAGCACAGGUUCUGCUAGAAGUUGCACGUGAAGUAAAUCUGUCGUAUAACUUCAACAUAAGCGUGGAUACCUAUUGAAGCUGCAAAGAUGUCAUCUAGGUUAUAAAGGUGCGGUAAUGUUGUUUGUGGAUCAUAUGAGUAUCGUUUUUUUUUUACGAGAAUGUUUUCCUUCACACAUUUUUAGCGACGUUACGAGCUUGAGAUGGCAAUUUUCGCAAACUUUUGGGAUUCCAUGCUUUUAAAGUGCAAUUUUAUACGUGGCAACCUUCAAAACCUUGUUCAACGAUAUGCAAUCUAUUUACGUCUCGACACAACGUUUCCCGACUGCCUAUUGGUUGUAUUUUGAAUGUAUGCCCAAAAUGUGUUGUUCACCAUUAACGUCUCAUUGUCAAAUUACACACCGGUGUAAAUAAAUAAGGCUAUCAGACAUCAUAGGAAAAGCUCAUGAAACCAGGUGGCACUUGCAUUGCCUUGCAAAUGCACAGCAGCCAAAUGUAUUUUACGUUGCCAGCCUCGGUAUGACUUGCAACCAUAAAAGUUCAAAAGUGACGCUUAUAAAGGCUGGAAGUUGAAACAUCUCAUUGCCCUGAAUUGUGUGAAGUGUCGACGUUUUUACGGAUUUAUUGUAGUGCUGUGGUUUUUGAAAUCUGUGAUUUGUCUGCUGACAUGGUAGUCUUCUCUGGACAUCAAUGUUGGUAUUGAUGCCGUUGUAAUGUUAAUACAUUACAUGUCUGCAACAAACAAAAAAAUCUGUUCAACAACAAGUUACUUAAGCAAAUGUAAACUCAGUGUCACCAUCUCCCUUGACCAUCCAUGUCCAUUUAUGGUUCUCAGCAAGUGGAUACAAUUCCAAGUACAAAAUGGAAUCCAUUACCUUCUUAACCAGUGGUUACUUCCUGGCAUCAAGUGGCAUGUACUUUCCAGGUCAAGUUGAUCUUGUUAACCCUGGGGAGAUGAGAAGUGUAAUGAUAAUUUCAACAGUUCAAAACCAGUUGGCCUUGCUCAAGAACUAAAUAGUUUCAAGCAGAGAUAUCAAAACUAUAACACUGGUCACAGGGAAAUGCUAGAUGCAAACCAAAACGGACUUAAGGCCACAAAGGACCACGUGUAAAGUAAUUCCAAAGCAAAUCACGGAAAUCUUGCUUGCGAUCUUGCAGAGGAGCAAGUCUCCAUUGUUGACUUAAGAAUAUGAUCUCCAUUGUUUAUAGGUGGCUAUGUUAUUUUAUAUUUAUAGAACGCCUUAGUUCACUGUCAACAGUAAAACGAAAAUGUUGCAUUGAGUGGAAAAUUGUACGUACAUGGCUCUACGUCUGUUUUGCAUUGACCGCUGAGUGUGUCCACAGUUGGCCAGGCAUGGUAAACUGGGCUGGUGGGUAUUGUUGGUAGAGUGAUCCAUGUGAAGUGUGGAGUUGUGAACGUAUUGCCAGGACUGAUAGUCAAGUGUUAUCUUGUGGGGGGGGAGUGCGAGGGGUUCUGUUUUCUAAAUAGCUUUGCUGCAGUUGCCACUUGAGUCCCAAAUACGGCAUGCGAUAGUGCUCACAAAAAAAGCUUCCAUCUGUCAGCACAUCAUUGACCAUUUGUUUUUUGGCGUAGAGAGCAGCGCGUCACUCUUCCGCUCAUCGGUGUUGGUGAUCCUCCUUGUGGCUGUCAAAAUCUGUGGCGGCAUUUCUGUUAGAGUGCAAUGUCUGCUGUAAUGCGAACACUAAAGGUAUAUGUGAAACUCAAUAGGUAAUUGCUUCUUUGUAUGACAGUGUUGGCCAUCAUAUAUGACCCGAAGCGUCAAUAUUCAACGUAGCAGAGUAAUGGAAAUUGAUUGUUGAUUGCAUAAUUAUGGUACAAUUUUCAGAUGAUUGUGGUCUCCACUUACAGCAGAAGUGAAACAAUUGCUUGGUGUUUGCAGUCUAGCUGAGUUACCAGAUACAGAGAUUAAAAAAAUAAAAUCUACAUCUGGACCUUUGUGAGAUAUAUGGAUUGGGAAAUGUGUACAAAUUUAAUGGUAUUGUUUUAUGAAAUAAUAACUUCCAAAACUAGAGUUUCUUGAAACAUUGCUAAAAUAUUGAUUUGAAGCUUUCGUGACUGCAGGAAUCCAUACUCUUUGGUUCUUUCCGUACCUACGUGACUUACCGAAAGAACCAAAGAGUACAGUAUUGCUAAAAUAUAGCUGAAUACAAUCUGUACAUUUAAAUGUAAAACUUCAUGUUUGACAUAAUUGCACAAUGCCUUGCAUGAAAGACAGCGGCGGUCAAAAUGUUUUGUGAACUAGAUAUUUAAAGUAUUUCCAUAUGCAUCUUUAUGUACGUACAUUUACAAUUCGCAGUGAUUGUAAUAGAGAUGCAAUGAAUGUGUAAUAUAAUAAAUAACAUUUGUAGCCAUUUAAUGAAUUGCCAAUUUGCCACUAACAUUGGUGUGUCCAUUCUCAAGAGUGAUCAAGUUUGAAGAGCUUACAUAGGAUUAGAUGACUUACAUCAUGGAUAGGUCAAAGCUUGUGUAAAAAAUAUAUGUAUUUCUAAGUUGAACGCAAUUUUCAUCGUAAACUUUAUAUUGUCAACUCUAGAAAGAAGCAGAGCUGUCGACUGAUUUUUUUUGUAUUCUGUAAAUAUGUUUCAAUGGAUGUGUAUAUAUGCGCUAAGAAAAGAACAACCAUUAGGUUCUUCCGAAUGCAAUUGGGGCUUUACAAAUGUUUGACCAUCUCUCCUUAAUAUCUUAAGAGUGUUGUUUAAUAACCUUGAUUUUCUUCACGUUUUUCACAUUUUGAUGCAAAGCUACAGAUCGUAAAUAAAAAAAAAACAUUUAAAAAAGUGGUUGACGC